Molecule: messenger RNA, 1632 nt
Organism: Coccidioides immitis RS
Lineage: Eukaryota; Fungi; Ascomycota; Eurotiomycetes; Onygenales; Onygenaceae
Product: choline transporter
Exons: 5
Coding region: 1-1590 (529 amino acids)
Biological process (GO): amino acid transport; transmembrane transport
Cellular component (GO): membrane
Molecular function (GO): transmembrane transporter activity
Source: RefSeq, a predicted model, not a curated record
AUGGCCCAUGAUUCCAUGGUCUUGGAGGAAGGCAAAGAUCGUGAACCUGCUCCUUCGAGUGCAUUGAAGUCGGGCCCCGCGGAAGUAGUGGUCAACGCCUCGGGCCAUAAGCAGGAACUAGAGCGUAACUUUAGUUUGCUCAGUAUCUGUGGCGUAGGUAUCACCACCGGGAAUACAUGGAUAGCCAUGGGCGGUAGCAUUUCCGUGGCUAUCUUCAAUGGUGGCCCACCCGGGAUUAUAUAUGAAUUUAUCGUCGUUGCGAUCUGUUACUGGUUUGUCGCAGCCUCGGUUGCGGAAUUAGCUUCUGCGAUCCCAUCCGCCGCGGGAGUAUAUCAUUGGGCAAGUGUGACGGCUGGCAAAAGGUAUGGCCGCCCAGUCGGGUUCUUCGCCGGAUAUUGGAACUGCCUCGCCUGGAUGUUCGGCGCGGCAUCGAUCUCCUCCAUUCUUGGAAAUCAGCUCCUUGCAAUGUAUACGCUCUUUCACCCCGAGCGGGAAGCGCAGCCAUGGAACGUGUUCGUAGUCUACAUCGUCUGCACGAUAUUUUGCUGCGCUACUGUCCUCUUUGGAAACCGUUUUCUCCCAUACACCGGCCACCUGGGCUCAAUUCUGAUUAUCGGAGGAGUUAUUGUGAGCAUUCUGGUCUGCGCCACCAUGCCCCGCGUCAAUGGCUUGGGUUAUGCAUCGGAUAGCUUUGUCUGGAAAGACUGGCAAAAUCAAACCGGGUAUGAGAGCAAUGCCUUCGUUUUCCUGGCAGGUAUGUUGAAUGGUGCAUACACGGUUGGGGCUCUUGACGUCACCUCUCAUAUGGCAGAAGAAAUUCCAAGACCAAGUCGAAACAUUCCCAAGGCAAUCCUGGCACAAAUGGUAAUCGGUUUCGUGACUGCUAUUCCAUAUAUGGUUGCUCUCUUGUACGCAAUCAACGACCUCGACGCCGUGUUAACUACGAACACCCCGUUUCCCCUAGCCGAAAUCUACUAUCAGGCGACGGGAUCAAGGGGCGGUGCUCUCGGUCUUCUCAUUGUCAUGUUCUUCCCGACCUUCUUGACAUGCAUUGGCUGUUACCUCACAGCGGGUCGUACUCUCUGGACCCUUGCGCGUGACAACGCCACUCCAUUCAGUCCUUGGAUGUCACGCAUCAAUCCCACAUUCCGCAAUCCCUUCAAUGCCACACUGGCCUGCGGUGCGGUAGUAGUCGCCCUCGGCUGCAUAUACGUCGGGUCAAAGACUGCAUUUAACGCAUUUGUAGGCUCCUUCGCCGUCCUCUCCUCACUCUCUUAUGUUACAGCGAUCUUGCCACAUCUCCUUAGUGGCCGAAGAAGCAUCAAUCCAGGCCACUUCUACAUGAAAGGCCCGCUUGGCUUCCUCGUCAAUGGAAUCUCGUGCUCAUACGUUAUUGCUUUUGUCGUCAUUUUCUGCUUUCCGUACGCGCUACCCACGGAUGCAGAGACGAUGAAUUACACGUCUCUUAUAACGGGAGGCUUGUCUAUUUUCGUGGCCAUAUGGUGGUUUGUGACAAGGAGCUCGUACAAAGGUCCGAACGCAAUCCCGCUGGGCGAAAUUUUACUAGCGCCUGAGGUACAUUCAGUGUGAACCGUCAAUACUCCGUAUAUAGGAACCAUAUAAAGUGCGAAA